CCGCCAUCUUCUCACUAGUUGCAUAUUUCUUUGUUCGGACUUUUGUCAUUUUGGGAGCUGCUUGUCAUAAUGUGUCCGAUCUGCUCUCCCAUUUCUCCUGCUAUGUAAAGCAUUCUGUUGUAUCAACCGUCCCUUGUGGUCUUUCGCUUACAGUUGUACAAGCUGCCAUUAUAAUUUAUUUACACGAAGAUCCUUUCUAAAUAAUUACAGGCUCUCAGCCAUGGAGCAGGAAGGGGAUGCAUCCAGCUCAAGUGCGGACAGCACUCAUAUCGUGACUGAUCCGUCCUCAACGAGCGUCGAUUGUCGCCCUCGUCGAGAAUACGUUCCCUACAGACCGGAGGGCAACAACAACGGUGCUGCUACUAAAUCUCCAAGAGAAGUCGUCGACCCUGCGAUUCUUCCAGGGGGCAAAAAGUCUUUAGCUGGGAUAUCCAUCCGUUCCUUUGUGCUGGGCCAGGUUUUUGGUCUCUGCAUCGUCCUAACCUUCUUUCUCCUCAAAUCGUCCAACCCGCUGUGGCGAGGUCCUUUCUUCCUCACAUCUCUCAGCCUUUUCCAUUUCCUCGAAUACUAUAUUACUGCACGAUAUAGUACACCCUAUGCGUCAAUCUCGGCUUUCCUGCUCUCCUCGAACGGUGCAGCUUAUAAUCUUGCGCAUACUUCUGCUAUGGCAGAAUGUUUACUUAACCGCUUAGUUCUACCUGAAGGGUACGUUAAAAAGGCAUCUCUGAUAUUUGGCGGCCCUAAAAUGCAAAUUGGAUUCGGAUUGGCCUUUAUGGCGGUGGGCCAGGUCGUCAGGUCGUUAGCAAUGGUUCAGGCUGGGACAAAUUUCACCCACACGGUCCAAUCCAGACGGAGACAAGGGCACACGCUGGUCAAAGAUGGUAUUUACCGUAUCCUCCGACACCCAAGUUACUUUGGAUUUUUCUGGUGGGGUUUAGGAACUCAGUUGGUUCUGGGAAACGUUGUUUGUUUCUUCGCUUAUGUUAUCGUACUCUGGAAGUUUUUUUCUAGUCGUAUCCAAAGAGAAGAGAAAUUUUUGAUUGGCUUUUUCGGCAAGGAGUAUAUUGAAUAUCGGGAAACGACGAUGGUUGCAAUCCCCUUUAUUCCCUGAAAUCGAAUGGUAGCUAGCUACGUUGGUGACCACAAUGGUGGCACCGGAUUUAACCUUUUCAGUUGAGGGAAAAUGGUAUCUUGACUCAAAAACAUGCUCCAUUGGCAUUAGCUAUUUAUGAGCCAUCUUAUCCCUUACGACCACUUACUGUUUAUCUAUUUGUUUUGAGUCGCGAUUUUCCCGUUUAAUUCCUGUUAUUUGUAAAAACCACUGUUUCAUCGUGGCACAAUUUAGCCAUUUCCAAGGACCGCCGUAUCCUGCUUUAUCUGUUUGCUAUCAUUGAUGCUCUGAAUGACAAUGAGUGAAUCUAGCGGAUCCGUCUCGCGAACUCUUGAAGUCU
Molecule: messenger RNA, 1451 nt
Organism: Histoplasma capsulatum G186AR
Lineage: Eukaryota; Fungi; Ascomycota; Eurotiomycetes; Onygenales; Ajellomycetaceae
Product: prenyl cysteine carboxyl methyltransferase Ste14
Exons: 2
Coding region: 221-1111 (296 amino acids)
Biological process (GO): C-terminal protein methylation
Cellular component (GO): endoplasmic reticulum; membrane
Molecular function (GO): protein C-terminal S-isoprenylcysteine carboxyl O-methyltransferase activity
Source: RefSeq, a predicted model, not a curated record